CCUCCCCACGCUGAGACCUGGGCUGUUCCCCUCCGCAUCCAGGCUCAUAAGGAACCCAGGCUCAUAAGGAGCCCAGGCCAGCACUGCAGCUCCUGUGGAGGACGUGCCACGGCAUAGCAUGACCACUCUUCACACUGCAUGCCAUGCCCUUCCCCAACAGCUCUGACCUCAGCCCGUCCUUCAUCUUGGCCAGUAUCCCAGGGCUGGAGGCUGCCCAUUUCUGGAUGGCGAUCCCUUUGUGCUCCAUGUACAUCAUGGCUGUAGCAGGCAACUGCGCGGUGCUGUUCAUCGUCAAGACGGAGCCCAGCCUGCACGUUCCCAUGUAUUUCUUCCUCUGCAUGCUGGCUGCCAUCGACCUGGCCUUGUCCACCUCCACAGUGCCACGUGUCCUCUCCUUCUACUGGUUCAACACCAGGGAGAUCAGCUUCAGCGCCUGCCUUGUCCAGAUGUUCUUUAUACACACGCUCUCAGCCAUCGAGUCCACCAUCCUCCUGGCCAUGGCUGUGGACCGCUAUGUGGCCAUCUGCCACCCACUGAGACAUGCUGCCAUCCUCACCAAUACCACAACAGCAAAAAUAGGGCUGGCAGCCAUGGUCAGGGGAGUUCUCUUCUUCCUGCCCUUGCCUUUGCUCCUCCUGCCCCUUCCUUUCUGCAGCUCACGGGUGCUGUCACACUCCUUCUGCCUGCACCAGGAUGUGAUGAACCUGGCCUGCGCCAACACCACCCCUAGUGUGGUGUAUGGCCUCACCGCCAUCCUGCUGGUCAUGGGGCUGGACGCCCUCCUCAUCUGCAUCUCCUACCUCCUGAUCCUCAAGUCUGUCUUGCGGCUGGCAUCAUGGAAGGAGAGGCUCAAGGUGUUCAGCACAUGCAUUGCCCACAUCUGUGUGGUCUUGGCCUUCUAUGUGCCACUGAUCGGGCUGUCCGUGGUGCACCGCUUUGGGAAGGACCUGGCCCCACUGGUCCAUAUCAUCAUGGGGAAUAUCUACAUCCUUGUGCCAGCUGUGCUCAAUCCCAUCAUCUAUGGGGUGAGGACUAAACAGAUACAGAGGAGGAUCCUGAAUUUCAUUCACAUACACAACAACAGAACUGCCCAGUGACUUUGUUUGGAUGUUGUGUCCUGUUUCCUCUUAAUGUCUCUACUUGUUUUACACUCAGAGUGCUUGGAGCUGGGGCUGUCCUCUGUGCAGCACUUAGCACACGAUAAGAAACUCUAAGGUGCUAUCACAGGGUAAAAAGGAAAUGUAAACUGCAAUGUAAGCUGUAAACUCCUUUCAAGAGUGCUUAUUCCACCAGACUUGGAGUGAAUCUACUAUGAUGAUACAAGUCCAACCCUGAUUCAGCAGAUAUGGGAAGGAAAAAUGUCUUGGCAAACUAACAACGUCUUGACGCUGCACGUCUUCGUUCCCAUCUCCUCUCUAGCAUUUGCACAGCUGAGUGAAUGCCACAGUGGUUUCUGAAUUAUUUAGAUAAUUUGUGGUUUGUGUCUGUGAUGUGCUCACUGUCAAGAAACAUUUUAGCAAAGUUUUUGGCUAAAAUUUAUUUCUCAGUAAAAUAAUUACAGGUGACAGUAAAGGUGCAGAAAUGCACUUUAAAAGCGCCCCACCUCUGUAGUCUCGUUCUGAUCUAUUGGUGUCCAGUUAACACAACUCCAACCCUUCACAGCUCAUGGCUGUGAAAAUAAUUUUCAUUAAUAAUUAUAUUCUAGAAAAGUGGUCUCUCAAUAGAAAAAUUAUGAAGUUGUAAAUGUGGGGGAUAUUCCCCAGAUGAAGGAAUCACUAUUUUCAAGUGAAAGGUGUUUUAUACCUUUGACUUCACAUGUGUCUGGAUUUCCAAAGGAGCUCAAGACUUCCACCUUUCAGAUUGUUCUUAUAAUUCCAAGAUAUUCUGCAUUAAAUCAGAAUACCUCAUAGCCUUUCCUUUCACACUCUUCUAUCAGUGAAAAGCUAUAAAACCCUUUUAAUGUGAUGGAAGCUUUCGAAGCCAAUGAAGAUGUGAAAGAUGACACAGAUGAUUUUGUGGUUUGAAGUGCAUGUGUUCUGAUUGGCUUUCACCAGUCCACAGGUACAUGCUUAGAAAUGUAGCUUACCAACAAUGUUUUUCUGGGGAACAGAAAAGAAAAAACAAAACAAAAAAAACAAACCAAAAAAAAACCCGACAUUUUUCUUGACACUGUUUCAUAAUUUGGAAAAAGACUGAAGAUCUCGAGAAGGGAUGUUGUAUAAUCAGCCUUCACAAUGAAGCAUACUGAUUUAAAGAUGUGCUCAUUACCUUUUCUUUCCCUAAUCCAUUGGAAAUCCUUAUAAAAAUGGUUUCUUCUUCAUAACUUGAAAAAGAUCAAAGCAAUCCCUUCUUUUCCCUCUUGGUUUAAACUCUUACCUUGUUGCUUGUUGGCUAUUUUAAACUGUGAUCUUCAUCCCCGAGGUAGCUGUGGAGUCUCCCUCCUUGGAGACCUUCAGAAGCCAUCUGAGCUGCAUUGCUGUGGGCAGGAAUGUGUUUGCUGUUCCAACAGAUCGACUCUGGAGCAUCCCCUGGAAUUCCUAUGGUGAGAGGGCUGGGUGAUCUCUAGCUGGCUGUCCCUACACAGGUGAGUAACAGAGAGGAAGUCAUUUGGGUGCAAAACCCUUCAUGUCAGGACAUCUCACAGAUAACCAGAGGUGCCAGGUACUUUCAUGUUCUGCACUCCAUUAGGAGGUCCAGGAGCUCUUGAACACUGUUACCAGCAGAAUAUUAUCAAAGAAUCUAUGGGGUAAUUCGGGUUGGAAGGGAGCUCCAAACAUCUCCACUCCAAACUCCCGACCAGGGCAGGGGCAGCCUCAGGGUCGGACAAGGUAGCGGAGCUGUUCAUCCACUCAGGUGCUGAAAGCCUCCAAGGAACGACGUAGGACAACAUCUUUGGGCCUUUACUCCAGUGCUUGACUGUCCUUACUGUGAUUUUUUUUUUUUUUUCUCUUUUUAUCUGUCUUGAGCCUCUCCUUUCAACUCACACUUGUGUCUCUGUGAGAGCCUGGCCUUCAUUUUCCCAUUGAUGUCCUUGUGGGUAGAGAAAGGCUCCUUUUCUGCUCUUGGGAAGAGCCAAAGCCGCUCUUCUGAAGCUGAAGGAGCCUAUUUUCUUCCUCAAGUAGCACUGAUCCAGCCCCAACCACCCUGCUAGCUAUCAGAUGAAUAUGCUGCCCCCUUUUGAUGCCUCUUUUGUGCUGGAUCCCAGAACUAGAUUUGUUAUCUAGAUGUGGUUUAGGAAGUGCUGGGUAAUCCCUCGAGGACAUGGACUAUCACUGUCUGGAAAGGUCAGCCCAGAGCCCAAAACAAUGAACACUAGAAGGAACUACUAGAGAAGGAGAAAAGAUUGAACUAAAAAUGCUGAGGGGUGUAAAUCUGCACUGGCUCACAACAUACAUGCUUUACCAUUUAGUGUUAAAUAGAUCAGAAUACUUGCUAAGUCCACAGAACUAGGCUUAGCUAUUAAAAAAAUGAGCAUUUUUCAGAACAGCAUAAGGAAAAUGUACUAUUUCCAUCAGAGAGAAUGGAAGCAAAGAAAAGUAAACACACACCCCAGAAGUGCAGAGGUUCAAGAGCUCUCCUCCCUCACUGCUGCCAGGAGUGGGCACGCAGAAGCAGCCGUGGUUCUUAUCCAGAGCAGACGACUAGGGAGCCCUGCUCUUCCUUGAAACUUUCAUCAUCAGGUUGCCUGGGAAGUGUGACAUUGGUUUAUCACUGUGGCACCUUGUCCAUCCACCACCACCACCUGUUCCUGUGAUGCAUGUUAUGUUUAUGGGAUUGUAUCUGUGGGGUAUUAAAUUCCAGAGAGAACUUUAUGGCUGUCUGUCCUCCUGUCCGGCACAGAUCUUGUGUUGCACCAAGGAUGUCCUGCAUCCUGUCCGUAAUACCUAGUUGAGCUGAAAGAGGAUGCCCACCCAGAACACAUGCUGCUUUGCUCCAGGGCCUUCAGGUGACAGAUAAUACACAGGAGUCUGGUGAGGUUUCUUCUGAUUGCCAGCUAACGCUGGAGUAAAAGGAGUGUCCCUUUUGUAGUCUGUAUUUCUGUAGCUUUUGGACUCUACGAAGCACAUUUUGCUGUAUUUCUCCUUAACUGAAGCACAUCUUAUUUCAAAAUAAAUACUUCCACUUAAGCAAGUUACAAGUAGUUUCUAUAUGGGACUUAAAAGCAAUUUCAUCCCUUGUCACUUUUACCAGAAUCUGAUUUAUUAGAGCUUGACAGGCAAUGCAUUUUCAUAAAAAUGGAAACAACCCAUACCUGCCAAAUGUGAUUUGAGAAGUGUGAAUAAAUUUCUCAGAGGCGCUCUAUGGAUCCAAACACUUAUCAGAUGGCUGUGAUGUUGAGAAAUGGCUCCAGCUCAUUCUCCAUAUGUUCCUUAUUUUGUUUCCCUUUUUAUUGAGAGAAAAAUUAAUAAAGGAAAAUGGAUGA
Molecule: messenger RNA, 4423 nt
Organism: Coturnix japonica (Japanese quail)
Lineage: Eukaryota; Metazoa; Chordata; Aves; Galliformes; Phasianidae
Source: RefSeq, a predicted model, not a curated record